This is a messenger RNA of Didymodactylos carnosus, 579 nucleotides long. The record is from the annotation of a GenBank genome assembly. NCBI's taxonomy places the organism in Eukaryota, Metazoa, Rotifera, Eurotatoria, Philodinida, Philodinidae.
AUGGCCGUUUUAUCUGGUAAUAAUUGGGAAUUAUCAAAAUACGGUCGAUAUGAAUGUAGUGGUGAUAAUCGUUCAAAUGAAUAUAUUUGGUCAAUUAUUGAUAACACAACGACGAAUUUAUCAAUGAAAAUUACACCAACGUUACAAUUAAUUGUUUUAUCCUCUAAUAAUUGUAUUGAAGAAUGUUUAGACAUCUGGGCAUUGUACAAUUGUACAAAAGUUUUAAUUCGAUCUACGACAAUUAUGUUUGUCUAUCUAUUUGGUAAAUAUGUUCGAUUAUUUCGUGUACAAUUUAAUAAUAAGGAAGACCUAAAUUUGUGUAUAGAAGUGUUAAAAUUAUAUUUUUCAAUUCAAUUUAUCGACGAUAAUCAUGAGCCAAUUGAUAACGGUGAUGAUACUAACAAUUGUUUACUUGAUCUAUGUCAAGAAAAAUUAGCUUAUCAACAACCAAAUAUACAAAUAAGAAAUGAUUUUUUGAAUCAAUAUUUGACAACGUGUCUAAUUGAUCCAGCGUUUUUUGGUUUUGUACAAACAACAGAAAAAACAUUGAAAGCGUUUUUUGAAAAUGAUAAUAAAUAG